AUGCUCGCUUUGGAGCGCCCUGCUCGCGAGCAAUCUUAUCUCCAACAACUCCCCAUGGAUUCGUCUGCCUUUAGCAGCCCGCUAGACUCCCUUGACCCGCAGCAACAAGCGCUCUUUGGGGCAUACAACAAUAGCAGCAGUCUUUCAUGCGAUCCUUAUCCAUUAAUGCUCCAGCAACCCUUGGCUCUGGAUUCUCCGCUACUUUACCCUGCCAAAAGUGAAUUAAGGCUGGCGCCAAAGCCCUCCAGCUCGCCACAGUUUCUACCGCUCUCCCAGCCCGGCGAUCGGUACUCUUCGAUCAGUUCCUCGGCUUCUACCCACUCUCUUCCCAGCGCAACAAAUUCAUCAAUAGGUUCCCCUUAUCAAGACCAGUGGCUUGACCUCGACGUCUCCGUCGGUGCGGAGCAAGUAGCCAUGGUUGGUGAAGGGUAUCCAAAUGACUUCCUGUCUAAUAGCAUCGACCCUGAGAUGCUAUAUGCGAGCGAAAAGUUUUCCACUCCUUAUGUGGGUAAGUACUUUCUAGACCUCGUUUUCUCUCUCUCAACUCUUCUUUUCUUCCAUUCUUCCUCUUUUAUAUCCUAUAAAUCUUGUGCCUGUUGGUCGAGCGAUAUAACUUAG
Molecule: messenger RNA, 618 nt
Organism: Trichophyton verrucosum HKI 0517
Lineage: Eukaryota; Fungi; Ascomycota; Eurotiomycetes; Onygenales; Arthrodermataceae
Exons: 1
Coding region: 1-618 (205 amino acids)
Source: RefSeq, a predicted model, not a curated record